Messenger RNA from Paraglomus brasilianum, 1308 nucleotides. The record is from the annotation of a GenBank genome assembly. NCBI's taxonomy places the organism in Eukaryota, Fungi, Glomeromycota, Glomeromycetes, Paraglomerales, Paraglomeraceae.
AUGACGUAUGUGAAAGACCUUGAGGAAGAAAUACAUCAUAUCCUCCAAUCUUCUUCUAAAUUUCGUAACUAUAACAGUGAGUUGCGGGAUAAAUACAUAAAGCAAGAGGAGAAUUUUGAUCAAGAAAGAAAGAGAUGGGAUCGGGAUAGAAAGAAGUGGAGUAAAAAACUGGGAGGGGCUAAUACUGAGAUCCAGAAAUUACGCACUCACGAUCUAGAGCUUAUUAAUGAGACUAGACGUCUACAGAUUGAAAAUACUCGCAAAGAUAUCUCUCUUGCGGAAUCCAAGGCUAAGCAUGCUACAAAAUUAGAGGAGAUUAAAUCGCUUCGGAAUGGGAUGAAAUUAUUGAAAGAUAAGCUAGAUUUAUCUCAGAAAGACUCAUCAAAGAAAGGGUCCGAAAUCGAGUCUCUCAAGUCUAAGAUAGUUGAAUUAGCUUUAAAAAUUAGUGAAUUGGAGCGUCUGAAACCUGAGGAUAUAUCGGGAUCUAUAAUCGGUGGAGAUGAUAAGGGGCAGAGCCCCAUGACUCGAAGAGUCGCUCUAAAGGAGCUUGUUUCCACAAUAAAAAAUACGCAGAGCGAGGAACAAAGUUCUAUAUCGAAUUCUAGUAGGGGCAUAACCCCGUUGCAAAGCAAUAAUAUUUCUACUGUUAGCGGUUCUAAUAAAAAUCUCAGUAAAUAUUUUGUACACAGAAAAAAUAUGAAUCCAAUAGAAAAAAUCGAUGGCGAGAUUACCGAAAACUACCAAAAAAUGAUACCGAGAUCAACCCCAAGUGCGAAUCCAUACCUUACUCAACGGGGAAAUAAUAGCGGAGCUAGUGCUAAACCACAUAUGUCCUCUUUGAUUAAAUCGAAUGCCCAGAUGAGACCUAGUCUCGAGGCUUUGCCUCUUCCUGCUGUGGCAAGCACUUUAAUGUCACCGCUAUCGGCAUAUAUUUUUCUUGCUCUGUUAAUUAUUGCGGUUGUGUGGUUUGUGAGACGCACAUGGAAUAUAGGUAGGCUCGAAGCGCCAUUGCUCCACAGGCCCGAAGGAGCGACUCUAAAGGGUCAUAAAAAAAGUGAUCGAUUGCGGGAUAUGUGGAUCGGAUAUGUUAACAAUUCGGCACUACGUGCCUCAUCCUCGAUCGAUAUUCGAAUGCAUCAUACAAAGCCAGAAUAUGAAUACUAUUUCGGCACUACGUGCCUCAAACCUGGCCCUUAUCGAGGAAUUAACCAGAAAGCUAGGGCACUACGUGCCCAGUUUGGGCAUAGCCCUCACAAUGGACCCGCAAAUGACGACACGCGACUGAAUGCAUCAUCAGCUCAGCAAUAA